AUGCCCCCCCUGAUGGACACCCAUCAUGUGAACCUGAAUUUUUUCCCGCACGAUGAGGAAGAAGAAAAGGUAAACAUAGCAAGUAAUUUCAACCUGCACUGCUCAAGCGAGCUCCUUAAACAGUUAAAGCUAAACGAAAAUGACAACGUUGUUGUGUGCCGCACGAAGGGAGGAAGGAAGGCAUAUGUCUGCUGCUGCGUGAAGGGGUGUUCUGAGCUGAACUUGAAAAAACAGACAAAGUGGAAUGACGUCUUUGCGAAUACAUUUUUGUUGAGUAGUUUGAAAAUUGGCGUGUCGAGCGAAGGUGAGGAAGAGGAUGGUGACGAAAACGUACAUCCCAGUGGGGGGAACAAGAAGCAAGCUCAGAAGAAGCACCACAAUAUACGCGUUGAAAUGAGGAAAGCGGAGCUAUACACCCCCAUAAAACAAAUAAAACUUGGUGUGCAGGAAAUAACUAACGAAUCGUAUGAAAAUUUGAAGGACUAUUAUCAUGAUGACCAUAGUAAUUAUAUGAUGCAAACCUUUUGGAAUAAUCUGAAAAGUAAGAACAUGGAGAGGUACAUAAAUCUGUCCUUGUUAAAUACUUGCUUGUUUCCAGGAAACUGCCUCAAAAUUUGUGUGCUGGGUGUGCAUACGCGCUUGACCGUUACAGACUUGGUUGUCCAAAUGAAGGGAAAGCAACAGUGGGAUGUGGUUCCACUGGGGAAGGAUUUCCGCAUCCCCUAUGUGAGUCAGAAUAGCAAAAUUGUCGUGGAGAGGGCGGCCCCCCUUCGGUCGGAGAGUGCAAGCAGUGAUGAAAAAAAGGAUGCGUAUAGUGAUGACAACAGUGAUGACGGCGUAGGAGGUGCACCCCCCCCUGAUAGCGCCAAGAAGAUGAACAAGGGAAAAGAAAAAAAUUACCCAAAGAAUAUAGGAAGCAGAAAAAAGAAGGGACUAAAAAAAAUAGGGGGGUACAAAAAAAUUAAGGACGAAAUUUAUUACUACAUUUUAUUGCCACUGAUUUAUAAAAAUAUAUAUGAUGAAUUUCAUAUCGAUAUAAACAGAGGUAUUUUGCUACAUGGACCUCCAGGGUGUGGAAAGACCUUCAUCGCUUUGGCAAUCAAGGAGGAGUUACUACAAUUGAGGAGGAAAUUAUCACACAUGAAGUUGAAAAAGAAAAUGAACCACUUAAUUGGAUCAAAAGGGGAGGGUUUAGCAGAGCAAUGCAAAGAGACACAACCUGGCUGUCACAACGAAAGUGGGCAGCAAAUUGAUGACCAUCUGAAGGACGACAUUGUCCUACCCGAAAUGGAAAUUCUAAAAAGUACCGACCUAAUCGAUAACAACAACAGUGGGUCGAAAAUUAACGAACUUUUUCUAAGGUGCUACAAGAGGUACAAAGAAGAGAACAAAUGCUCUAUUGUGUUCAUUGACGAAAUUGAAGUUCUUUGUGAGAAGAGAGAAAAUGCAAACAUAAAUUUGUAUACUUCUACUUUGCUUAACAAUAUGGAUGGAAUAAAAAAGAACACACACACCAUUCUAAUAGGGGCAACAAACUACAUUAAUCAAAUGGACUUAGCUUUAAGGAGAAGUGGGAGGUUUGACAAAGACAUCGAGAUAAAUGUCCCCAACUUGAAGGACCGAAUUGCCAUUUUUAAGAAUAAGCUAAACAGAAUCCAUCACAAUGUAAGUACGAAGCAAAUCAAAGAAAUUGCAGAUAUGUGUCAAUCCUUCACUUGCUCGGAUAUCAACGCGUUGAUCAACGUAUCCAUGUAUAUUUAUUUGAGGGAGAAUCGGGUUGUGUCUCGCAAGGCGCUUAAGGGGACCUUGCGAGGUUCGCACAACGGGGAAGGGGUCGAGGAAGAGGGAAAAAAAGGGAAAAAAAAAGCGGAGGAAGAACCGGGACAACAUGACGUGGAAGUAAAGGCAACCCAGGGAGCAUUCCCAACUGGGGCAGUCCUGGGAUGCCGACCUGCACCCAAACCUGACGAACCUGCUCACCUCCUCAAAUACAAACAUCUCCUGAAGGGGCUAAAAUACGUGAAGCCCUCCGGCAUGAAAGAACUCUACGUAGAUAUCCCCAAGACAAGAAUCAAAGACAUAGGGGGCUACCAAUUUGUGAAAAGAUGCAUUAAGGAGUGUUUAAUAUAUCCGAAGAAGUACAAGCAUGUGUACGAAAAAUACAACAUACAGAGCCCCAAAGGAAUAUUGCUGUAUGGCCCCCCAGGGUGUUCCAAAACUCUGUUCGCAAAAGCCAUAGCUAGCGAAAUAAACAUGAAUUUCAUCAGUGUUAAGGGGCCAGAAAUUUUCUCUAAAUAUGUUGGAGAAUCUGAAAAGACAAUUAGAAAUAUAUUUAAGAAAGCUCGGGAGAACAAUCCCUGUGUAAUUUUUUUCGACGAAAUUGACUCCAUCGCGGUGAACAGAAAUUUGAACCAAAACUUUGUCACCAACAGGGUGCUAUGUCAGCUGCUAAACGAAAUAGACGGAAUUUACAACCGAGUUGAUGUAAUAAUUUUGGCAGCUACAAACAGACCCGAUCUUAUCGAUCCUGCUUUGCUAAGACCGGGGAGGUUUGAUCGAAUUAUUUAUGUCCCCCUCCCAAAUUAUAAGUCCAGAUUAUCUAUUCUUAGGAAGACUCUAAAGUUUUACAAAAUUAAUAAUAUGAUAAAUGGAUGGGGGGGGAAUGACCCCCCAAGUAAUUCCUCCGGUGGGAACAGUCACCCCUUGAAAAGGGACCUUCAAUCAGAAGGAAGUGCAAUAGAAUCGCAUCGGAAUAAUUCCCCCGACACCGCUACAAUGCGCACCGUGGAAAAACUACAAAUGAAGAACGAAAAGCAUUAUGUUGAUUGUAACGUAGAUUCGUGUCCCCCCACGAAAGCUGUGCUAGAGGAGGAAGAAAAAGCGCCAAAUCGGAUCAAUCCUUCGAUAUGUGAAAAAGGUGGGGGAAAUGCCAAAACGGUAAAUGAACAACAAUUUUCAGAGGGGGCAAACAAGAAUAGUCAUGUGAAGGGGGACCGCAAAAGGGAACCGCUCCCGCAUGAUAAUAAUAAUUUUACGGAGCUAUGCCAAUUUUUGGCCAAAAACACAAAAAAGUACAGCGGUGCCGAAAUUGUAAAUAUUUGCAGAGAAGCAUCCAUAUGUGCAUUACGAGAGACUCUGAAAAACUGCAGAAAUGAAAAACAAAUGCAGAGGGGAUCCUUCCCCGGAAGUUCUUUGGUUGGUCUCAGCAAAGAGCAUUUUGUGAAGGUCUUAAAAAAAAUUAAACCGCAAACAUCCGACAAGCUUAUAAAUUUCUAUAAAAAGUAUAAUGAACAAAAAAAAGGGUAA
This is a messenger RNA of Plasmodium coatneyi, 3306 nucleotides long. RefSeq names its product ATPase. Gene Ontology annotation, cellular component: cytoplasm. The transcript has a single exon. The record is from RefSeq and is a predicted model, not a curated record. Gene Ontology annotation, molecular function: ATP binding; ATP hydrolysis activity. The coding region runs from base 1 to 3306 and encodes 1101 amino acids. NCBI's taxonomy places the organism in Eukaryota, Apicomplexa, Aconoidasida, Haemosporida, Plasmodiidae.